AUGGAUCCAAAGAAAUAACCUCAGCCAAAUUAACCUAGUUAACCCAACUAAUCAAACUAACCCAACUAAUAGGGAUAAUCAGAAAAAAAGGAUGUUUCGACAGCUAUUUUGGACAGAAAGAAGGCACCCAACAGAUUGAUAGCAGAGGAAGCCCUCUAAGAUGACAACACAGUGAUUCAAUUGUCUUAAGCCAAAAUGAAACGAGGUGCACCUGUGUUAUUAAAAGGAAAGAAGAGAAAGGAAACAGUGGCAGUGCCAAUUCCAGAUAAGUUGGAUAAUGAAAAGAUUAGACUGAAUAAAGUCAUCAGAAAAAAUUUACGCAUUAAAUUAGGAGAUGUUGUGACCAUCAAACCAUUAGAUCAAGUUCCAACUUUAACUAAAGUACACGUGCUUCCCUUUGACGAUUCAAUCGAAGGAAUUAAGGGAGAUUUAGCAUAAACAUACUUGAUUCCUUAUUUCAAAGAUGCUUACAGACCUGUGAAGAAAGGAGAUUACUUUAUUUGCAGAGGAGGAUUCAAGGCAGUCGAAUUCAAGAUUAUUGCAACUGAACCAGGAGAAAUUGGUAUCGUUGGUCCAACAACUACAUUAUUUACUGAAGGUGAACCUGUAAAAAGAGAAGACGAAGAGAAAUUAGAUGAAGUAGGUUAUGAUGAUGUUGGUGGUUGUCGUAAAUAGAUGGCUCAAAUCAGAGAAAUGAUUGAAUUGCCAUUGAGACAUCCCUAAUUAUUCAAAACACUAGGAGUCAAACCACCAAGAGGAGUUCUAUUAUAUGGACCUCCAGGAUCUGGAAAAACAUUGAUUGCUAGAGCUGUUGCUAAUGAGACAGGAGCAUUCUUCUUUUUGAUUAAUGGACCUGAAAUUAUGAGUAAGAUGGCAGGAGAAGCAGAAGGAAAUCUCAGAAAGGCAUUUGAAGAAGCAGAAAAGAACAGUCCUGCUAUUAUCUUCAUUGAUGAAAUCGAUUCUAUUGCACCAAAAAGAGAGAAAGUUAGUGGUGAAGUCGAAAGAAGAGUUGUCUCUUAAUUAUUGACAUUGAUGGACGGUUUGAAGGGAAGAGGUCAAGUCAUUGUUAUUGGUGCUACCAAUAGACCCAAUUCAAUUGAUCCAGCAUUGAGAAGAUUUGGUAGAUUCGAUAGAGAAAUCGAUAUUGGAGUACCUGAUGAAGUAGGUAGAAUGGAAAUCUUAAGAAUCCAUACCAAAAAUAUGAAAUUGGCUGAAGAUGUCGAUCUUGCUGCCAUUGCCAAGGAUACUCAUGGUUUUGUAGGAGCAGAUAUGGCUGCUCUUUGUACAGAAAGUGCAUUGUAAUGUAUCAGAGAGAAGAUGGAUGUCAUCGAUUUGGAAGAUGAAAAGUUAGAUGCUGCUGUAUUAGAAGCCAUGGCUGUUACAUAAGAACACUUCAAAUUUGCUAUGGGAUAAGUUAAUCCCUCAUCUUUGAGAGAAACUGUAGUUGAAGUACCAAAUGUUAAAUGGGAAGACAUUGGUGGUUUAGAAGAAGUCAAGAAAUAAUUAUAAGAAAUGAUCUUAUUCCCAAUUGAACAUCCUGAAAAAUUCCAUAAAUUCGGUAUGUAACCAUCCAAAGGUGUUCUCUUCUAUGGACCACCAGGAUGUGGUAAAACAUUGUUGGCUAAAGCUGUUGCUAGUGAAUGCUCAGCCAAUUUCAUUUCUAUUAAAGGACCUGAACUAUUGACUAUGUGGUUUGGUGAAUCAGAAUCCAAUGUCAGAGAGGUCUUUGAUAAAGCCAGAUAAGCAUCUCCUUGUGUCUUAUUCUUUGAUGAAUUAGAUUCAAUUGCUGUCUAAAGAGGUAGCAGUGCUGGUGAUGCUGGUGGUGCUGGUGACAGAGUUAUCAAUCAAUUGUUGACUGAAAUGGAUGGUGUCAGUGCUAAAAAGAGUGUCUUCUUUAUUGGAGCUACCAACAGACCUGAAAUCUUGGAUGAAGCCAUUAUCAGACCUGGUAGAUUAGAUUAAUUGAUCUACAUUCCUUUACCUGAUGAACCAUCCAGACUUAACGUAUUUUAAGCCAAUCUUAGAAAAACCCCUGUUGCUAACAAUGUAGAUCUUGCUUAUCUUGCUAAAAUUACUGAUGGAUUCUCAGGUGCCGAUAUCACUGAAAUCUGCUAAAGAGCUGCCAAGGCUGCUGUCAGAGAUGCUAUUGAAGCAGAAGCUAGACAAAAAUAAGCUCUUCAAAUGGCUCCCAAUAAGGCAUCUUAACUCAUCAAGGCUGAUCCAGUCCCAGAUCUGAAUCGUAAACACUUUGAAGAAGCUCUUAGACAUGCUAGAAAGUCAGUCACAAAUAUUGACUUACAAAAAUUUGAAGACUUCAGAAAGAAAUUUGAUCCUUCAUUCAACAAAGGAAGCAAUUAAGGAGGAUUUUCUUUCAAAUGGCCUGAAGCUGGUGGCUAAUAAUUUGGAAGGAGUCAACAAAGUAAAAUCUAGGAAGAGGAUGAUCUUUAUGGAAAUUGAUUAGUAUAUAUAUAUAAGAAAAGUUAUCAUAUAAUUAGAUAUC
Paramecium tetraurelia is the source of this 2500-nucleotide messenger RNA. RefSeq lists its product as uncharacterized. Gene Ontology annotation, biological process: retrograde protein transport, ER to cytosol; autophagosome maturation; mitotic spindle disassembly. The transcript is spliced from 6 exons. The record is from RefSeq and is a predicted model, not a curated record. Gene Ontology annotation, cellular component: VCP-NPL4-UFD1 AAA ATPase complex; cytosol; nucleus. Gene Ontology annotation, molecular function: ATP binding; ATP hydrolysis activity; polyubiquitin modification-dependent protein binding. NCBI's taxonomy places the organism in Eukaryota, Ciliophora, Oligohymenophorea, Peniculida, Parameciidae.